Messenger RNA from Suillus bovinus, 2901 nucleotides. RefSeq lists its product as uncharacterized. The transcript is spliced from 8 exons. The record is from RefSeq and is a predicted model, not a curated record. Lineage: Eukaryota; Fungi; Basidiomycota; Agaricomycetes; Boletales; Suillaceae. Bases 1 to 2901 code for a protein of 966 amino acids.
AUGCCUGCCUCUAAAACCACUCGCUCUGUGCGUUUAGUUGUCGGUUCCACAAGAUCUACCGCGAAGCUCAAGUCCAGGGUUCUGUCACAGACCCAGCAGGUUGAGGAUCGACGACACAGGCAGGAACGAUACAAUGCUAAUAUUGCAGGACUAAGUACCGAAUCCCAAACACUGCUCGCAGACAUGCAACAUGAAGCUGUAGACAGCACGACCGCAGGCAUCGUUGAUGCUAUGGAUGCUAUGGACCACGACUUUCAGUGGGAAACGGUUCCAGACGACCUCCGAGAUAACGAGACCUUUAUGCUCGCUGUGCGAGACAUUGUCGGUAGCCAGUGGCGCAUAUACAAAGAUAGCCGUGGAUGGCGGCAACGUCUCGUCCGCCUUCACGCAAAUUGGUCGCCACUGGUCAAUGCGCUCACUUCAGGGUACCUCACAUGGAAGUAUUCAUCACCUCCCCCUCCAAGUGAACCUAGCCCUUAUGAUUUCUCGAUUGACGUUAUCAAUAUAUAUACUCUUGCUACUAGCGCUUAUAUUCACAGUUCACCCACCAUUGAAACCCCUGCAGAAGCCCUAAUCUUAAAUGGUUAUUUGGGUGCUACACCUCAUUCUCCAACCAUUGCCAUCUCCUUGUCAACACUUGAGCUUUACAGGCGCCUGCGCCUGCGCAAACCUUCACUCAGUGUCGAGGCAUUCACCAAGGUGCUUUGCGACCUCUAUCACUGGCCUUAUCGCCGGAGGUAUCGUACGGCGCUUGCUGAUGCCUUCGAUGUUUACCUUGCAAUUCACCGCAACAUCGAUGCUCAGGUGUUGAAGACCCUUGGGCGUGAUUCCGAAAACUGGCAAGUGCUCAAUGCAUGUCCACCAUGCACAUACGAGCUGAAGGAUGAGCCGGAACUUAUCUUCCGACGAAUGAUAGUGUUUGAUGGAAACAAUUCGUUGUCACGCAUGGCACCACUGGGAGGUCGCCAAGUCGGCGAUACACGUUUAUUCAAGAGUGACUACUACCUCAAGCGUGACUAUAUUGACACAUUUGCAUUACAAUCAAACACGCUGCCGUCAGAUGAUGAGAACGUCGACCCCACUUCUCAAACGCACACUGGGGAGAGCCCUGGACCUUUGAACACGUCACUAGCUGCAUCAGCAUGCACAGAUAAUUGGAAAGCUGCUGCAGCCGAUGCGAAGAAGAAGUCGUGGGGGAUAUUUGAAGAGACAGGAAUCUUUGCAAGUGCUUGUUGUCACGGUCUGAUACUUUGGAUUGGUGAUAUGAUUCGCAGUGGGGAGCUUUUCAAGUACCCCCUUGCCAUCAUUGGCAAAGCCCUCGAGACUCUUGGAUCACGUCUUCUGGUCGGAUACGAUGUCGGCUGCAAGCUUGCUAUCACUAUCGCCUCUAGCUCGCUGGCGCAGAGGUUCAACGAAGCUGAAUAUUGUAUGUGUGUUGAUGCAUUCCAUGGGUAUACCCACAGUUAUCUCUGCCAAGACAAGAACCACCCAAACGUCAUCAAGGGCAUGGGAAUUGAAGAUCUCGCCACUAUGGAGCGUAUUUUUAGCUCAUCCAAUCAACUCGCUUCUGUCACUCGUUACGCCUCAGCAUACAACCGUCGUGUGUCUAUUGAUUGCUUCUUCAAACAGUGGGAUGAAGACAAGUACCUCAACCUUGGCAAUAUGUUGUAUCAAAACUAUGUUCAAGCACGUCAGACUAUCGAAGAACAGGGAUCUGCUAUCCAGGAAGCUAAAAUCUCACUUGACAUUUCAGACGACGAUCUCAAGACAUGGUCUACAGAACAAUCGCAGUACCUUGCAACAUCAGGUCAGGAGGCCGAGUGGGAUGUUCAUGCCAUUGCAUAUGUUGAACUUAUUCAGAAACUCAGGGAAGCGAGAGCAACGUCAGAGACUGCUUCCGCGAUGUUCCUAAAUGCCACACCAAUGAAUUACGAGUUCAUUAUACCGACGAGCACUAGCACCCCCUCUCCCUAUUCUGUGAACCUCUCCCAGACUCGAAAACUUGAGACGCGACGCCGACAAGCCUCACAACGCUAUGACACAAUACUACAAGACAUUGUCGAACUCGAACUGAAGAUGGGUAUAACCCGACGAUGGGAACCAGCUGAUCCUGAAUACCUAGAGACCCUGAAAUAUAUGUCACAGCGUGAAUAUCAUCGUGCGCUUGACAAUCUUCAGCGGCUCGUGGUACUUCGGCUGUUUGAACUUCACAAACUCAAUAUCUCUCAAACCGGUUAUCGGAUGCGCACCCACAUUGCUAAGUCCUUGCAAACUCGUUGCAAGGCCAUUCAGACUGCUGUGAAGUCCUAUGAUACAGCUGCCCUUGCCCUCGAGCCACCAGCGCCUACGCUGGACUGGUCCAAAGUUUCACAUUAUAAUUUUCUCGAAGAGUUUGCUCUCUUGCGCGAGACACGCCAAGACAUUCGCAGCAGACGCUGGGCUGAACCAGCAGUGCGCGAGGUCAUGAAGCAGAGCCUUCGCAUCGAGCGUGCCCAUGAAGAAAUUCAGCGUUGUUAUGUGGAAAGUCGUCGACUGCACACUGCUAUUGUUGAUGAAGAAGCACACUUCACCCGGGUCAUUUUGGAGGCCAAAAGUACCAGUGAUCCUGUAUGCGGGGCACUCGAGGAAUUCUGUCGACGCCGGCGGCGCAUCAAUGCUCACAUACUUGCUCGUUUACAGGACUUAUAUUCACUUCCUGGCUUUGCUGGCUUGACGACACCAGGUGUCAUGAAGAACUCUCCAGACAAUGUUGAAACCAUUGCGGACUUGCAGUCAUUGGUGAUUUCGGAGCACCAGAGUGUUGAAGCUGAUGAGAAUGAUGAUUGCGGAGGACUCGAGGAGGAUGAUACUAUUGCUGGUGAAGUCGGCGGUCUACUCAAUUACAUAUCAGAAUUACCGUAG